Molecule: messenger RNA, 636 nt
Organism: Darwinula stevensoni
Lineage: Eukaryota; Metazoa; Arthropoda; Ostracoda; Podocopida; Darwinulidae
Source: the annotation of a GenBank genome assembly
GAGCGCAAGGCCAUCAUUGAUGAUAUCAGCGGUGUCACAAGAGACCGUAUUUAUGGCUUUUCUGAUUGGAAUGGCAAAAAUUUUACUGUCGUAGACACAGGAGGAUUUGUCAAAGGAUCAGAUGAUAUUUUUGAGGCAGCCAUCAGAAGACAAGUACAGAUAGCCAUAGAAGAGGCAGCUGCCAUCAUUUUUUUGGUCGAUGUGACCACAGGAAUUACAGACCUUGAUGAGGAGAUCGCUAGAAUGUUGCGUAAAAAUCCCAAAAGAGUCAUUCUUGCUGUCAAUAAAGUGGACAAUGCCCAAAGACAGAUGUUGGCCAAUGAAUUUUGGUCUUUAGGAUUUGAUGACACUAUCUUUAUUUCUUCCAUAUCAGGAGGCGGUACGGGUGACUUACUUGAUGUAGUGGCUGAUAUUCUUCCUGAAAAUGUCAGUGACGAAGCCAAUACUCAAGACGAUACCAUUCCAAAAAUUGCCAUCGUAGGACAGCCGAAUGUAGUACAUGAGAAACAAAGGAUCUUUAAAACGAUUGAGCUUGCUCUCGAAGUCAAUGCCAAUAGAAUACAAAAGAUCAAAACAUCUGUGCUCAAUGACAUCAUGCUUGAGAUUAUCGAACGGACACCACCACCAGCACACAGA